CGUCCAACAGUAAUACUGUCAUUCACCAUGACUUGCAAAAACUUCUCAAAUACAUUAGGCACUAGUGUCCGUAGUGUUAUGACUAUACGCAUGUGACCAAAAUAUUAAAUGACAAAACUACGAUUAUCUAUAAAAUUAUAGCGAUGACGAGGCCAUGAUAUCUCCUUACCAUCAAGAUGGGUAUCAUGGUUAACAAAUUAUGAUGAAAGUAAUUGGACAAUAAUAAACGAAUCAGUGAAUUUUUAUUAGUGAUUUUUUUAUCAUCAACAUGAGUAAUCAUAUACCUACCAAUACAUUCUUUGGUAACUGAUGCAGUUAAUUUCACAGUUGUUUAUAAUUAUUUAUCGUCGUGGGUCGUUUACAAAAAAAUAUGGCGAAAAAACUGCAUUAUUUUAAUUUGAACGGUCUGGCUGAACCGAUAAGGUAUAUUUUGCAUUACACGAAACAAGAGUUUGAAGAUGUCAGACAUGGUUUUGAUAUGAAGAAAGAAGUAAAGGACAAACUCCCAUACGGCCAGUUACCAAUCUAUGAGGAAGGUGAACGCAUCCUCACGCAAUCCCUUGCCAUUGCCAAGUAUGUGGCUAGGAAUACUGAUCUGAUACCUGUGGAUCCUUGGGUAGUUGCUGUGGUGGAGGGCGCUGCGUACACUAUCUAUGAUUUUUGGUUGAAGAUUGUACCUUACAUCAAGGAACAGGAUCCAGAAAAGAAGAAAGAAUUAAAGAAACAUUUACUCGAAGAAACGAUUGAUUUCUUUUUCACGAGAUUUGAGAAACAUCUCCAGGAGAACGGUGGAUAUUUUGGCGGCAAGCUAACAUGGGUGGAGUUCAUCCUAUGCGGUAUAGUUGAGGCGAGCAAUCUCUUCUUAGACACAGAAUUGGAGAAGAAAUACCCAGCAGUUGAAGCUGUGGUGGAGAAGAUAAGGAAUCUUCCAGGAGUGAAAGAAUAUAUUGAGAAAAGAGGGCCAUAUGUUAUUGAUCAGUGAUUCACUGCUUUGAAUUAAAGGGAAUACUAAGUA
Messenger RNA from Helicoverpa zea (corn earworm), 1015 nucleotides. Its product is annotated as glutathione S-transferase S1-like. Lineage: Eukaryota; Metazoa; Arthropoda; Insecta; Lepidoptera; Noctuidae. The transcript is spliced from 4 exons. Gene Ontology annotation, molecular function: glutathione transferase activity. Gene Ontology annotation, biological process: glutathione metabolic process. The record is from RefSeq and is a predicted model, not a curated record. The coding region runs from base 371 to 982 and encodes 203 amino acids.